AUGAAGUCAGCGGACGAGUUGAAUGGCCGUUUUCUGGUGGUUAAUGGAAUCAAGUAUCUCAUGUUUAUUCUUGAUUCCUUCGUCUUCCGCUACCAGAAGAUGUUGAAAGAGCCUGAGAUGUUCUGCAGAUUCUCCCUCCAAUACCAUUGCAAUACUCCUCGCUGCAAGGCAAGUAUAGUUGUUCAUCAGUACGAGAGUGACGAACCGGGGCCCAGACACAAGUUCUACGUGGACGAAGGCCAGGUGAGUCCUGUGUGGUUAAAUUAUGUAACAAUUGAGAUACAUAUCUUUGUAUUACACGUAAUGUGGGAUUCUAGUUUAGUUGAAUCUAUCGCACAACCACAAGCCCAGGAAGAAUUAUGCCAAGGACAAGGUCGUCGAGGCAAUGUGGAGUCACGGAGUCGAAUUGAGUUUCAACGAGGUAAGCGGAUAUAGUCAGGAACAUCGUAUUGGUUUAAAAAUUGCAGGAGUUUACGUCCACUAUUUUUUAUUUGAUGAGUAUUUUCAGUUGACCGCAAGGCAGGUGUUCAGAACCAUCGGAUUUCCAGUAGGUAUUCCCGAGGAGCUAAAUGAACGUUCCGCUGUCAGCAUCAGGCAAAAUCCCGGUGGUUUCCGUUACUCUUCUUAUCGCGACCUGGACCUGGGAAAUCUUUCCUUGGAGAUUGCAAGAGACGAUUCUGGAGAUCUUCCUCCUCCCAAUGUCCCCAUCGAACCCACUGCUCUGAUUGUUCGGAACGCAAGCCGAAGAUCUUCUAGAAGCAACUCCAGAAGAAGAUCGUCGACAGGAAAUUCUGGCCGUUCCAGGUCCUCUAGGGAAAGUUCCAGAUCCAGUGGGAUCAUCGACAACUCCAGAAGACCCGAGAACGGGGAGUUGUCUGGAUAUCUUGGCGAAUCCGAAGGAAGCGAAACCGAUUAUGACUACAGAGAUCUCCACGGCCUCGAAUACACCUUCUCGUCCAUGGGAACCGAGUCCGGAUAUGAGACUUCUUUUUCCGACACUGAGGAUCUUCUUGAAGAUCGCAGCUUCGAGUAUUUCUUUAACAUGCUCGAUCAGGAGGAUACGAUCGAUGAGGAGGAGGAAGAGGAGGAAAGUGGCGAAUUCACACUCAGCUCCGAUGACACCGAAUCUGGAUAUGGCUCCAGUGAGAGUAUUAUGGAUCUCUUUCAAUGA
Molecule: messenger RNA, 1171 nt
Organism: Bursaphelenchus xylophilus (pine wood nematode)
Lineage: Eukaryota; Metazoa; Nematoda; Chromadorea; Rhabditida; Aphelenchoididae
Source: the annotation of a GenBank genome assembly